Molecule: messenger RNA, 1764 nt
Organism: Cadophora gregata
Lineage: Eukaryota; Fungi; Ascomycota; Leotiomycetes; Helotiales; Ploettnerulaceae
Exons: 4
Coding region: 297-1529 (410 amino acids)
Biological process (GO): glycolipid biosynthetic process
Cellular component (GO): mitochondrion; plasma membrane; lipid droplet
Source: RefSeq, a predicted model, not a curated record
GGAGUAAGCGAGCCCUAGCAGCACUCAGUGUUGGUCAUCAUGUGACCUAAGAGCUAGACCGUUUGGGGCGCUGGGUUUUGCCGAGGCUUUGCCAGGGAAUGUUUGACAUACCCUUCGUAUGCGGGUGGUUAAGCGUUGAGGAAUAUCAUAUGUCAUUGCUCGCAGCAUCCCAAAUAGCUUCCAUAAUUUAGUUGAUUCGGUCCCUACUCGAAGAAUUUCAAUUCUGGAAAUCUGUAUCGACGGCCGAAAUCAAAUAACGAAACACUUUCUCUUAAGUUUUCCACCCAACUGCCAAAAUGUCGUCACGCCAAUAUGAUUUGGUGGUCUUUGGCGCCACAGGUUACACUGGCAAACUUACAGCUGAACACAUUACAACUCAUCUUCCCACAGACUUGAAGUGGGCUAUAGCAGGAAGAUCAGCCACAAAGUUAGAAGCUGUAGCAGCAGAGUGCAAGACACUGAAUCCUAAUAGAAGUCAGCCUGCGAUCGAAAUAUGCAAACUCGAAGAUGCAAAUUUGAGUGCUUUAGCCAAGAAGACAAAAGUUCUGAUAGCAACCGUUGGGCCAUAUGGUCUUUACGGUGAACACGCCUUUAAAGCCUGUGCUGAAAAUGGAACCCAUUACCUCGAUGUCACUGGCGAGAUCCCCUUCAUCAAGGACAUGAUCAAGAAAUACGAGAUCACAGCAAAGAAAAACGGCAGUGUCAUGAUCCCUCAGAUUGGAAUCGAGUCCGCUCCAGCAGAUCUCGUCACAUGGACAUUGGUCGACAUGAUCCGAAAAAAGUUAUCUGCUCCCACAGGAGAAGUCGUCGUUUCAGUUCAUGAUAUGAACUCCACACCAUCCGGCGGAACAAUGAACUCAGUCUUUUCCCUAAUGGACACCUGGAGCCUCAAAGACAUCGCCGCAGCCCACGCCCCAGGCGGCAUCUCACCCAUCCCCGUCCCAAAAGUCCAACCCCACAAAUCCCUCACCACCAAAAUCCUCGGCAUCUGCUCCGUCUCUGAUCUCGGUAUCCUGACCAGCUCCCUAGGAGGAACAGCAGACAGACCUAUCAUCUACCGCAGCUGGGCGCUCCUAGGAGGAGACAAGACCUAUGGACCCAAUUUCCACUUCUCGGAAUACAUGAAAGCGAGAAACCACCUUUCUGCUAUUGUGAUUCAUUUCAGUAUCAUGAUCGGCUCGAUGUUACUCGCAAUCCCCCUGUUUCGCACGGUUGCGCGGAAGUGUGUUUACAAGCCUGGUGAAGGAGCGACUAGGGAGCAGUACAGGAAUGAUCGUGUUGAGUACCGCGGUAUUGGCAUUCCCGAUGUGCAGACAUCGAGUACGACCAGGGCUUUCUGUAGGUUGAACUAUGAGGGCUCUUGUUAUACUUAUACUGGUCUCUCUGUAGCAGAAGCAGCCAUCUCGCUUCUACGGGAUGAUCAUAACCUGUCUGGCGGCAUAUACACGCCUGCAUGUCUAGGUCAGAAGUUCAUCGAUCGACUUGAGGGAGCUGGCAUCCAGUUCGAGAGGAAGUUUUACGAUAAUUAGGGGGCUGUUACAUAUAUUGUGUGAAAUAGCUAGGCGAAUAUUUGUUGUCUAGAUAGUAGUCGUUCCCUUGUAAUAACAGAAUAUACCAUGCAUACAUUGCUUGGUCUCUUCGUAAAUGUGAGGAUCAUCCAUUUGUUUCAAUAUCUAUAUUCGUGCUCAGGCCGCAGGAGCAGCAGAGUAAGGUCCUGUAGUGGGUUAUGGUGCCUUUUGGUGUGCUUGUGUGGGUAUGAUGGGU